UUCCGCUCUACUCAUGACGUCAGCAUAGCCCCGCAGUUGAAACAAGCCCGCGAAUAUUCGUAUUCGCAAAUGUAUGAAGUAUAGUGGAUUACACAGCAACACACAAAAUCAAGCAACCUCGCAGGAGGCGCCGGUGCAAACAUGAUGCAAUCAUGUUUGUCGUGGAAACCGGAGAGAGUGGGACCUGUGGAUGUUGACGACAUUAAAAGGAACCUGCUGGAAGACUUCUCUGCGCAGACGGAGAACCUGCAGGUUUACCUGAGAGUGCGACCCUUGACCUCAGCUGAGAGAGAGAGUGGAGAAACUGAGGAUUGUGUUACAAUAGAAAGCCCUGAGACUGUUGUACUGAAACCGCCACGGUCUUCUCUACACAACCGGCAACGUGAGAAACCCCUCCUACAGACAGCGCAAAGGUUUACUUUCACUCAGGUGUUUGGUCCAGAUUCCACUCAGAGGAAAGUUUUUGACGGUUCAGUUCGAGGUUUAGUCCGACAAGUUCUGGAUGGAAGCAACUCUCUGGUUUUCACCUAUGGAGUCACUAAUGCUGGCAAGACCUUCACCUUCCUAGGUCCAGACCAUGAUGGUGGUCUCCUGCCCCGGUCUUUAUCAGUCAUCUUUAACAGUCUGGCUGGCCGCCUCUACCCUCGAUUUGACUUGAAGCCUCAGCGCUGCAGGGACUUCAGUAGACUGACCCCUGAACAGCAAACGUUCGAGGCAACCCAAAAGAAGAACUUACUCAGACUCUGCAAGGAGGCUGACAAGAGUGUGUCAGGGAGCAAAUCAACAUUUCUGGACGGCUCCUCCGUCUGCUCGGACAGCAUUAACAGCGUCCCUGACGACAGUUUCACCGUAGACUACGGCUCAAACAUACAGUUUUCAAUUUGGAUUUCUUUUUGUGAGAUUUACAAUGACAAUGUCCACGACCUUUUGGACCAGGUCCCCGUUGGACAAAAGAGACAGUUCCUGCGUCUGUCCCAGGACGUCAAAGGAAACUCCUACAUCAAAGACCUGAGGUGGGUCCAGGUCAACAAUUCCGAAGAGGCCUACAGACUCAUGAAGGUUGGCAAGAAAAACCAGAGUAUCUCAGCCACUAGACUGAACCAGGAGUCCAGCAGAAGCCAUAGCAUCUUUUCCAUCAGGAUCAUGAGAGUGGACCAUGUUGGAGUUCCCAGAGUUGUCGGCAUCAGCGAGUUGGUCCUGUGUGACCUCGCUGGAUCUGAACGAUGCUCUCGGACCAACAAUACUGGGAAACGACUGAAAGAAGCAGGAAAUAUUAACACGUCUUUGCUGACACUGGGAAAGUGUCUCCAGUCCCUGAGACUGAACUCUCAAAACAAGUUUCAGCACCACGUCCCCUUUCGAGAGUCUAAGCUGACCCACUUUCUCCAGUUCUUCUUCAGUGGUGCUAGCCGGGUCACCAUGGUGGUCAACAUCAACCAAAACUUUUCCAACGUGGAUGAGACUCUCAAUGUGCUCAAGUUCUCUGCCUUAGCUCAGAAGGUCGUAAUGGUAAACAGUCAACCCAUGGUGGUGGAUCCAGUCAUUUCAGGACCAGAACGUUCUCUGAACAUGAUCGAAGCCCAGAAGAAUGUGAUGAGACACGGGCGCAAGAGCUCACUGAUUGCAUGGGAGACCAGUUUGGAGGAUGUACUUGAAGAUGUGGACGAGGAUGGUGAGGAAGAGGAGGAAGAAUUUGAGGAGAGUGAGGUCGAAGGAACCGUGUUGGAGGCUGAGGAAGAGGAGGAGGAAGGAGAAGAAGACAGGACCAUGGAGGUGGACAAGGAGGUUGAAAAACAAGGAGCACUCCGUCUGCUUUUGGAGGCUCAGAUAAGAGAAGAAGUAUGUGCCGAGUUCAGGGAUAUUUUCACUAAGAUGGAGAAAGACUUCAGUGAUCGUCUGGAGAAGGAGCGUGAGAUCCUUGAGCAGCGGGCAGAGAAAAGAGUGGAGAUCCUGAAGAAUCUGGUCACCAAGAUGGGCAUGGACACCGUUAAAACCGACCAGCUACAGGGUGAACAGGCGGAGCUGUGGGAGGGAUUCAUCCACUCAAUGAGCCGAGAUCUUGAGAAGAUCAGAGAAGAUGCAGAAAGUGUUCACCUGUGUCUCACUCAACAAACACAAGCAGCAGAGUUAGAGGCGUUACGAUUGGAGAAUAAGCAGUCACAUGACCAAUUGCUGGAAGCCAAUGAGAGUCUUGAGCUGCAGCGCAAUAAGCUGUCUGGUCUUGAAGUCGUCUGUGAGCAGAAAAAUGAACUGAUCAAAAAACUGGAGGAUGAGAUGAAGACGACCCUUGAGAGAGCGGAACGAGAUAAGGGGCAGGUGGAGAUGUUGAAGGCAAAGCUACUGGAACUGGAGAAGUCCUGUAGCUGUGCCAAGUUGGGGGCGGAAGAUCAGAGGGACUGUGAUUUGGGGACUAAGAACUUGACGGAUGAGGACUUAACUGACCGAAACCAGCAGGACAGGAAACGUCAGAAGCUCACAGAGACUGACGAUGGACAACGUCCUGCCAAAAAGCCAGACACAGACUGUGGGAAGUGCGCCUACUCAUGGUCGUCACUGGAGCGGGAGCGGAGAGAAACUGCCCGGUUGAUGAGGGAGAAUAAAGCUGUUAUCAACGGAAUGUUCCAGCUGCAGACAAGGGUAAAGAGUCUGGAAGAGGAAGUACAGAACCUGACUGAACAAUGCACCCGGCAAUCUCAAGAGCAACAGGAGUUGCUGGCGCAGAACCAGGAGCUGCAGACGCAAUUAGAGAAAGGGGAGGAGCCAAGUGUCUUUCACGCCACCAUCAAGCAGCUCAAGCUGGAGAGUGAGGCAGCACUGGAGAGCUCAAUCCAGAAGUCACAACACAUCCAGCAGCUGCAGCAAGACAAGGAUCAGCUGGAGGCCCGACUAAGUCUCAGUGAGACCCGCUGCAGUCAGCUGUCAGAGGACAUGAGGGGUUUGAAGGAGGAGCUGGAAAGGAGGCACAACGAACUACAGAAAAGAGAGGAGCAGAGACAGAUGAGAGAAGAUGAGCUACGAAGGCAGGAAGAACAGAGGCAGAUGACAGAGGAAGAGCUUGUGCGGGUGAAAGAGCAAAGGCGGGUGAUAGAGGAGAGGCUCAUAAAGAUGGAGGAGAAGCUGGAGGGGCUGGAGGUACAGAGGCAGGUGAGACAGAGCGAGCUGCAGAUGUUGGAGAAACAACUGCAGAGUCGGGAGGAGGAGAUUAAGAGGAGAGGGGAACAGCAAAAGAUGGUGGAAAAAGAGCAAAAGAGUGAGGAGAAUCUGCAAAGUAUAACUGAGGAGCAGCUGGAGAUGGAUAAAGAGAAAGCACCACAGACUAGAGAUGAGCUGCUUCCAAAGCAGGAGAAGUCCGAGGUUGGAGAGGAGCAGAUUGGUGAGCUGGAGUCUCAGAAGAUAGAGGAGCAGCUGGGGGAAGAGCAAACCAGCCCUCUCAAGAUGCAGAGUAAAUUCUCAGUGGUGGAGGAGCUGAAGGAGGAGCUGCUAAAGUUCAAAGAGAAGAAAGAACAGCGCCAACGUGAGAAGCUUUGGACUCAGGCUGUUCUCAGACCAGUCAGACAUGACCAGAAUAUUCCACCUGUUACCAUGUCUGCGUGUGAUGGAAAGAAAAAUCUGAGAACCACUGCACGGAAGAGGAAGAGUUAUGAAGUGGAGGACCUGGAGUCCAGUGAGAACAAGCGAAAUCGUGCGAGGGGAAUAGAUGCCACCACCAGCUCAGGUAAAUCUAUCCUGGGGCGAUUAGCCAAUACGGCGCCCAAACAACGACGAGGACGGAGGAAGUUGUUUAAGGCUGAUAUUUCAACACCACUGAGCAUUUCUCCAGUGAUUGUCACAGCAGAAGAGGAGAAAGAAAGUGCUCAUGCAAUCGUCAAGCGUCAGCUCCGUUCCAAGUGUCCAAGGAAGUGACACGAUGUUUGUGUACACAUUUUCAUUGGUUUUACUGAACCUUUUUUUUCUCCUAUUAAAACAUUAUAAAUGAUGGCUUGCUGGAUAGAUAUUUGAUCGGCCAGCAAGUAGAUACAUUCCUCAUUGUUCUCUUGUUAGAGAAUAACACAGU
This is a messenger RNA of Synchiropus splendidus (mandarinfish), 4054 nucleotides long. Its product is annotated as kinesin-like protein KIF20A. Bases 142 to 3903 code for a protein of 1253 amino acids. The record is from RefSeq and is a predicted model, not a curated record. Gene Ontology annotation, molecular function: plus-end-directed microtubule motor activity; ATP binding; microtubule binding. Gene Ontology annotation, cellular component: spindle microtubule; nucleus. The transcript has 28 exons. Gene Ontology annotation, biological process: microtubule-based movement; mitotic spindle assembly. Lineage: Eukaryota; Metazoa; Chordata; Actinopteri; Syngnathiformes; Callionymidae.